This is a messenger RNA of Chinchilla lanigera (long-tailed chinchilla), 5100 nucleotides long. Its product is annotated as ATP-binding cassette sub-family G member 2-like. Gene Ontology annotation, molecular function: ATP hydrolysis activity; ABC-type transporter activity; ATP binding. The transcript is spliced from 30 exons. The coding region runs from base 1240 to 5037 and encodes 1265 amino acids. Gene Ontology annotation, cellular component: plasma membrane. Lineage: Eukaryota; Metazoa; Chordata; Mammalia; Rodentia; Chinchillidae. The record is from RefSeq and is a predicted model, not a curated record.
AAAGUUCAUACUGUUUUGCUUACAGUGGCAGUAAUUCUGAACUGAAAUGCUUUAGUGCAACUAAAGAGUCCAGUGGCCAUGCUUCCUAUAUCUAUAGGUCUUAUACGCUCACAGGAGUUUAAAGUUUGUUAUUAAAAAAAUAAAUGUCCAAGUCACCUCAGAGUGUGAACCAAAAAUUGAUAGUUUAGAUAAUUUUGACUUUAUUGUAUUUUUUGUUUUCAAUAAUUGCUUGAUUGGGCUAUAAAUCACACACCGUGCAGUUCCCCUAUUUAGGGUGUGGAAUUGUGUGAUUGUUAAUAUAGCUUUACCAACACCACAUUCCAAUCACCGUCUUCCCUCAAGCCCAUCCAUCAGCAGUCAUUCCUCACUCACCGAAAGGCUGAGAAGAGACGGUGUCUAACUGUGAGUUAUGAAGAAACAUAGAAAGAGAUAAAUAUUCAGAGAAUUACAUUCAAAUGUAGUAAUUACUAAUUGUUUAUACUGGGAACGAGUGGGUAGGUACAGAGCAAAAUUGCUAUUCCACCUUCUGCUUCCUCGUAAUCUCCAAGUUUAUUUUCAUAGAAAAGGUGAGUAAAGUCUUCGCAAAGUAUGAGGCCCUAUUGAUCUCCCCAACUCUACUGCAACAAAGGCUGUCUUGCUGAGGACACUUUUUGAGCUUACUGUGUCACCUGCAUCUCACUCUGGUCAUUUAUCUUGAUGCGUUGUAGAAUCUUUUAUUAUUGCCUGGUAAUAUUAAGUAAAGGCUUUUCCUGAAUUCUGUGAGCUGUUCUAGUAAAUUAACCUCUCCCAAGGAGGGUAUCUUGGAGUAUGAGUCAUAACCAAUCACAAGUACAGGUGACAACUUGCUAUUCAGAUUGAUAUCUAAAGGGUAGGGGCAAUUCUGUGGGACUGACAUGUCACUCUGUGGGAUUGAUGCUCUGUCCAAGAAGAUACUAGCUUUUUUCUUUUUUUUCCUUUUGGUACUGAUGUUUGUACCUAGCAGUUUCACACUGAGUUACAUCCCUAACCUACUUUUUAUUUUUUAUUUUCAGACAGUGUCUUGCCAAGCCACCCAGUUGUCUGUGCUGGCCUUGAUCUUGCAAUUCUCUUGUUUUUGGCAGGUUUGAAUUGAAUCACUGGAUACUCAGCAGGUGUGCUCUAGAGACUUGUUUGCUCUGUGUGGGGACUCACCUCCAAUGUCCAGUCACAGGUCUGUUCCGUGAUGUGAGAGUUGAGUAAAGCAAGGCAGAAGGUCUACAGAUGUGUUCCAGAAAUGGCAGUUUUUUCAUCCCAAUAUUACAAAACCACAGCAAAGACCUCCCUGGGAUGACCCCCAGUGACCUGAAGACCUGUACUGAAGGGGCUGUGUUAAGUUUUCAUAACAUCUCCUAUCGAGUGCAAGCAAAGAGUGGCUUUCUACUCCGUCAGAAAACAGUGGAGAAGGAAAUACUAUCAGAUAUGAGUGGGAUCAUGAAACCUGGCCUCAAUGCCAUUCUGGGACCUCCACGUGCAGGCAAAUCUUUGUUGUUAAAUGUCUUAGCUGCAAGGAAAAAUCCACAUGGCUUAUCUGGAGAUAUUCUGAUAAAUGGAGAACCAUAUCCUGCCAAUUUCAAAUGUUAUUCAGGCUAUGUGGCACAAGGUGAUGUCAUGAAGGGCACACUGACGGUGAGAGAAAACUUACAAUUCUCAGCAGCUCUUCGGCUUCCAGCAGCUGUGACGAAUCAUGAAAAAAAAGAGAAGAUUAACAGGAUCAUUGAAGAAUUAGGUCUGGAUAAAGUGGCAGAUUCCAAGGUUGGAACUGAAUUUAUCCCUGGUCUGUCUGGAGCAGAAAGGAAAAAGACCAACAUUGGAAUGGAGCUGAUCACUGACCCUUCCAUCUUGUUUCUGGACGAGCCCACUAAUGGUUUUGACUCUAGUACAGCACAUGCUGUCUUUUUACUCCUGAAAAGGCUGUCUAAAGCAGGACGAACAAUCAUCUUCUCCAUUCAUCAGCCUCAGGAUUCCAUCUUCAAGAUGUUUGACAGUCUCACGUUACUGGCCUCAGGAAAACUGGUGUUCCACGGUCCUGCAAGUGAGGCUGUGCGGUGCUUUGCAUCAGCAGGUUAUAUCUGUGAACCCUGCAACAACCCUGCUGACUUCUUCCUGGAUGUGAUUAAUGGAGACUCCUCUGCUGUGGCGCUAAGCAGACAGGAGGAAGACUAUGGACCCAAUGAGACUGAAGAACUUUGUAAGAGAGAAAAAUCAGUCAUAGAAAAUUUAGCAGAAUUUUAUGCAAAGUCUUCCAUCUGCAGAAAAAUAAAAGAUAACUUAGAUCAACUCUCAGGAGCUCAGAAGAAGAGGAGCAUAGUCUUCAAGGAGACCACCUAUGUCACUUCUUUCUAUCAUCAAUUCAAAUGGAUUGUCUGGCGUUCAUUCAAAAACCUGUUGGGUGAUCCUCAGAUUUCUAUAGCUCGGGCUGCUAUCCCAUUCAUAGUGGGACUGGUGAUUAGUUGCAUUUUCCUUGGACUGAGAAAUCAUUGUACUUUAUUCCAGCAUAAAGCUUCGAUACUUUUUGUGCUGACAAUCUACCAGAGUUUCAGUUUCUUGGCAGCAGUGGAGACAUUUGUGUUGGAGAAGAAGCUCUUCAUGCAUGAAUAUAUCAGUGGAUACUAUGGACUGUCAUCUUAUUUCCUUGGAAAACUACUAUGUGAUUUACUAUGCAGGAAAUUGUUACCAAGUAUUAUAUUUAAUUGUAUACUAUACUGCAUGUUAGGAUUGAAGCGAACUGCAGGUGCUUUUCUCGUCCUGAUGCUUUCCCUUGCGAUGGUGUCUUGUUCGGCCCACUUUCUGGCACUGGCCAUCGCUGCAGGUCAGGGUGUGGUGUUUCUAACAACACGUCUUAUGGACAUCUAUUUUGUGUUUAUGAUGAUUUUUUCAGGUAUCACAGUAAAUCUUAGAACCAUGGCACCUCGGCUUGUGUGGCUUCAGUACUUCAGUAUUCUGUACUAUGGCUUCACGGCUUUGCAACACAAUGAAUUUUUGGGAGAGGACUACUGUGUGGGUCUCAAUACAACAGAAAGCAGUAGCUGUCCCAACUACGUAAUAAAAGCAGAAACUCUCCAGAUGUGUUCCAGUAAUGACAAGGUUUGUAUCCCAGUGUCCCAAAGAAACACCAGAGGCCUUCUUGGAAUGACCUUAAGUGAAUUGAAGACAUGUACUGAAAGGACCGUGUUAAGUUUUCAUAACCUCUCCUACCAAGUAAAAAUGAAGAGUGGCUUUCUCAUCGGCCGGAAAACAGUUAAGAAAGAAAUAUUAUCAAAUAUCAGUGGGAUCAUGGAACCAGGCCUCAAUGCCAUUAUGGGGCCUGCAGGAGCAGGCAAAUCUGUAUUAUUAGAUGUCUUAUCAGCAAGGAAAGAUCCGCAUGGAUUGUCUGGAGAUGUUUUGAUAAAUGGAGCGCCUCAUCCUGCUGAUUUCAAGUGUCAUUCGGGUUAUGUGGUACAAGAUCAUGUCAUGAUGAACACACUGACAGUGAGAGAAAAUUUACAGUUCUCAGCAGCUUUUCGGCUUCCAAUGACCAUGACAAAUCUUGAAAAAACGGGGAAGAUUAACAAGGUCAUUGAAGACUUACAUCUGAAUAAAGUUGCAGAUUCCAAGGUUGGUGGUCUGUCUGGAGCAGAAAGGAAAAAGACUAGUAUCGCCAUGGAGCUGAUCACUGACCCUUCCAUCUUGUUCCUGGACGAGCCCACUAAUGGUUUAGACUCUAGCACAGCACAUGCAGUGCUCUUACUCCUGAAAGGGCUGUCUAGGCAGGGACGAACAAUCAUCUUCUCCAUUCAUCAGCCUCGGCAUUCCAUCUUCAUGUUGUUUGAUAGUCUCACCUUAUUGGCUUCAGGAAAACUAAUGUUUCAUGGCCCUGCACAAGAGGCUGUGCAGUACUUUGAAUCAGCAGGUUACCACAGUGAGCCUUACAGCAACCCUGCAGAAUUCUUUUUGGAUAUCAUUAAUGGAAACUCCUCUGCUGUGGUGUUAAGUAGAGAUGAAGAAGACUGUGAAGCCAAUGGGAUUGAAGAGUCUUCUAAUUGUGACAAGCCAGUCAUACAAAAAUUAGCUGAGUGUUAUGCUGACUCCUCCUUCUACAGAAAGACAAAAGCUGAAUUAGAGCCACUCUCAGGUAGUCUGAAGAAGAGGAAUUUUGGCUUCAAGGAGAUAACCUAUGCCACCUCCUUCUUUCAUCAGCUCAGAUGGAUUGCACGGCGUUCACUCAGAAAUCUACUAGGCAAUCCCCAGGCCUCCAUAGCUCAGAUAAUUGUCAUAAUUGUAAUGGGAUUGGUUAUAGGUGCCAUCUUCCUUGUGCUAAAAAAUGACUGUAAUGAAAUCCAGAAUAGAGCCUUGGUACUCUUUAUGCUGACUGUGUACGAGUGUUUCAGCAACAAGUCAGCCGGGGAGAUCUUUGUGGUGGAGAAGAAACUCUUUAUACAUGAGUAUAUCAGUGGAUAUUACAGACUAUCAUCCUACUACCUUGGGAAACUAUUAUGUGAACUACUACCCAGGAGGUUGUUGCCAAGUAUUUUAUUUACUUGUAUUCCUUACUUCAUGCUAGGAUCAAAGCCAGAGCUGAAGGCUUUCCUUACCAUGACUUUUACGCUAAUGAUGGUGCGUUACUCAGCCAGUUCCUUGGCACUGGCCAUAGCAGUGGGUCAGAAUGGGGUGUCCAUAACAACCCUUCUCAUGAACAUCUAUUUUCUCUUUAUGAUGAUUUUUUUGGCGAUGUCACUGUACUUUGAAACCAUGGCACCGCAGCUCUUGUGGCUUCAGUACCUCAGCAUUCCUCAUUAUGGCUUCAUGGCUUUGCAGCACAAUGAGUUUCUGGGACAAAUCUAUUGUGCAGGACUCAAUGCCACAGAAAGCAGCAGCUGUCUCAACUAUAUCAUAUGCUAUGGUGAUGAAUACUUGACCACCUAUGACACUGAUCUCUCACCUUGGGGCUUGUGGAAGAAUCAUGUAGCUUUGGCUUGUAUGAUGAUCAUCUUCCUCACCAUUGCUUACCUAAAAUUAUUGUUUCUUAGGAAACAUCCUUAAAUUCCCCUUUAAUUUACUAUAAAUUACCCCCACAUUAAAAAAACACUUGAUAUAUUUUAAAUA